CCGGACAACUUGAGUUACAAAUGUUUUGACAUGCACUCUGGAAAGCUUUUUUAUUCACGACAUGUUAUUUUCAAUGAAAACCAAUUUCCCUAUAAUACUCCUACUCUACAAAACUCUCUCUCAAGUUCCUCCACCCAUAGUUUUUCUAAUUCCUCCUUUCCUCAUGACUUCACUGCACAGCCAAUUCCCAUUGACAUUGCUUGCCACCGCCCGGCUGUUGAUCGCUCAUUGUUGCCUCCUUGUGCUGCGGUUCCCUAUCAUGAGGCAGUCCCCGUGUCCACCAAAUCAGUCGUUCCUCCCUCCCCUACCUCUUCGUCGGCUCCUACCUCCGCCCCUCGGUCUCCUACUCAAAGCCCCUGUCCACCCUCAACCCCCACCGUCACCCCCACCAUAGCUGAAUUGGACUCCUCCCCUCCUCUAUCCUCCACCCACGCCACUUCUGAUGCCCUCCCAGUACCGCCACCUCCCCCACCCCUGCGCACUCAUCCCAUGGUCACCCGUUCUCAAAACAACAUCUUUAAACCAAAAUCCUUCCAUCAUGCAACCAUGGCCUCCCCACUCCCUUCACCUGAACCCACUUGUGUGUCUCAAGCACUCAACGAUUUCCAUUGGAGACAGGCCAUGUCUGAGGAGUUCAAUGCGUUGAUUCGUCAAGGGACGUGGGAGCUGGUACCCUCUCACCCGAAUCAACAUGUUCUUGGCUGCAACAAUCCAGUUCUGCAUUCCCGGAUGAAGCACAUUGCAGUGGAUCUUCAUUUUGUGCGUGACUUGGUUGACAAAAAGGUUCUGCGCGUCUCCCACAUUGCUUCCACUGACCAACUUGCUGAUGGGUUCACUAAGCCUCUUCAUUCUACCAGAUUUACCUGUCUGCGGGACAAGAUUGGAGUUGCUGAUGGCACCUCCAUCUUGCGGGGGCGUGUUAAGGAAACCAAAUCUGUAUUAUAGCAGAUUUAUAUUCAGUUAAAGCUCACAUUCAUUCUCUGUAUAAAAUCCAAGAUUGUGAUUCACUUACCUUAUGUGGUAGGACUCCAACUGUAUAUAUACUCUUGAUAUAUUCUUGAAUAAACAAGUUCUUUUGAU
This is a messenger RNA of Rubroshorea leprosula, 1080 nucleotides long. The record is from the annotation of a GenBank genome assembly. Lineage: Eukaryota; Viridiplantae; Streptophyta; Magnoliopsida; Malvales; Dipterocarpaceae.